CGUCCCGCCUGCUGCACCCGCGCACAUCAUGGCUGCCGACAAGAUGGAGAAGAAGCGGAAGCGCAAUGCGGAGAGGACCGACCGCCCAAGCAAAAAGGUCGCCAUAGAUGCGCCAGCCGGCGUUGUCAAGGUUUCCUAUCUUGACGACGACGACGAGCUUGGCCCUGUCAUUACUGUGACACCUGGUCUCUCUGCCCCGUCGACCGCUGCCUUCAGGGCGUACAAGAAGCCGUUGAGCGACAAGAGCAAGUCCACGAAGAUUCUUCCUUACGAAGUCCUUCUCCAAUCCUCGAAUCACCCCAAGCUGGAUUUCACCGCACGAGAAGAACUGGAUGGUAGUGCCGACAGUUUGCUCAAGCACUAUGUCGGUGUGUUUGACCCAGUUACCGGCCAACUCCAGGUCAUGGAAGCACACAAAGUGGUUUUGCGCAGCACCCUUAGGAGUGAGACUCAGGAGGUGCAGAUCGAACGGGAACAAGCUGCAGAGAGGCAGAGGCAGAGCAACUUCAACCUGCGUCAAGAGCUUGGUAUGGAAUUCGGUACAAAGAAGGCCAAAAAAGCCCUCGCCUCGAUCACCGAGAACGCCAUUAAUCCAAGCAAGGAGGGGGAAGAUCCUGUUGCUUCCGCAGUUUUGCAGUCAAUGGCAAAUGCUACAUCCGACAUGCCGACACGGGAGGCCUUGCAGGCUGCUGUGGAUGAAGGCAAACCGCGCCCUAGAGCAAAUCUCGAAGCCACCACUCCAGCCGAUGUCUAUACUCCCGAAUCCCUCAUUGGUUUGGAAAACAUGCGCUUGAUCGAAAUCAAGAGCUGGUUAGAUGCGGCAGAAAAUAGGGAAGAUGUGCAGACGCAGAGCCGGUUCGUUGCGCAUCGUUUAAUGAACAUCGCUUCUCAGAAGGAUGUGAAGAAGGUUAAAGUCUUGAAGUAUAUCUUACUUCUUAUCGACUUCAUGAGUGCUUUAAAGCCAGGUCGUAAUGGGUCGAAGAAGCUGCCACAGAGAGACGAUCUUGAGAAGAAGACGCACACAAGUGGUGCUCUUCUUGACAGUGUCCGCAGGAGGUUCGCAGACGGAAACGAGAUGACCAAGUGGCAUGUGGACAAUUUGAUCACCCACAUUGCAGCGUUGGCUCUGUAUGUUGAAGGUUACGAAGUCGAUACGUUUGAUCUACGUGAAGAUCUUCGCUUGGACAACAAGCAGAUCGGACAAUAUUUCCACGAGAUUGGCUGCAGAGUGGGACCCCCCACUGAAAAGCAACGCGAGAAUAUGAGAAUCACUAAAGCCGAAGCUGUCAACCACAAAAUCGCAAAGUUAAGGAUACCACUCGACUUCCCCAAACAACGUGCUCUUCCUGCAAAGAGGAGAUAAGCAUUGUAUUAGGGGGGUUGCUUCUGGCCUGAUGGUUACUGGUUUGAGCGCUGGAGUUAUUUUUUUUUAGGAAUAUGAUACCAAACCCCUGGUCAUGGUUUAAGAAGUGUCUAUGCUUACUACAACGAGGCUUGACAGACAAAAACUCAUCCUGAAGAUAACAUAAUCUACUACUGAUGAAAUACUCAACUUGUUCUCAUAG
Messenger RNA from Aplosporella prunicola CBS 121167, 1565 nucleotides. RefSeq lists its product as uncharacterized. The coding region runs from base 29 to 1363 and encodes 444 amino acids. Gene Ontology annotation, biological process: RNA polymerase I preinitiation complex assembly; nucleolar large rRNA transcription by RNA polymerase I; transcription elongation by RNA polymerase I. The record is from RefSeq and is a predicted model, not a curated record. Gene Ontology annotation, cellular component: RNA polymerase I complex. NCBI's taxonomy places the organism in Eukaryota, Fungi, Ascomycota, Dothideomycetes, Botryosphaeriales, Aplosporellaceae. The transcript is spliced from 4 exons. Gene Ontology annotation, molecular function: DNA binding.